Protopterus annectens (West African lungfish) is the source of this 1256-nucleotide messenger RNA. Its product is annotated as ribonuclease inhibitor-like. Bases 1 to 981 code for a protein of 326 amino acids. Gene Ontology annotation, molecular function: protein binding. The transcript has 12 exons. NCBI's taxonomy places the organism in Eukaryota, Metazoa, Chordata, Ceratodontiformes, Protopteridae. The record is from RefSeq and is a predicted model, not a curated record.
AUGCCGGUUUGCCUGGACUCAACUGGAACUGGAAGUGAAGAAGUGAAAUAUUUGUCUGAGGUCCUGCAGAGUCCAAGCAAUAAGAUACAGGAGAUAAACCUGUCUUUGAACAAUGUCAAUGUUGAAGGGGCAGAACUUCUGUCUGUUGCCUUACAGAGUCUUAAUUGUAAGAUACAGGAUAUACACCUGUGUAGAUGCAGAAUCAGAGACCAAGGGACAAAACAUCUAUCCAAGGCUAUACAAAGCCCACACUGUAAAAUACAGAAUAUAAAUUUGUCUGGAAAUGAAAUUGGAGAAUCAGGGACUGAAUAUCUAUUCAAGGCACUGCAGAGCCCACACAAUAAAAUGCAGAUGAUAGACUUAUCUUACAACAGAAUUGGAACUGUAGGAGCAGCACAUGUGUCUGAAGCCCUGCAGAGCCCACACUGUAAAGUACAGACCAUACACUUAUCUUCCAACAACAUCGGACCUGAAGGAGUGGGACAUCUCUCUAUAGCCUUGAAGAGCCCACACUGCAAUGUACAGAACAUAUACUUAUCAAACAACAGCAUUGGACCUGAAGGGACAGCAACCCUGUCUGAGGCCCUGCUGAGCCCACAGUGUAAAAUACAGAAAAUUGACCUAUCAAAGAACAACAUUGGAGAUGAAGGAGCAGCAUACCUGUCUAAAGCCCUGCAGAACCCACAUUGUAAAAUAGUGGACAUAAGAUUAUCUGAGAACAACAUUGGACAUGAAGGGGCAGUACAUCUUUCUAAAACCUUGCAGAGACCUCAUUGUAAACUACAGAGCAUAUACUUAUCCUACAAUACAAUUGGAGCUACAGGGGCAGCACACUUGUUUGAGGCCCUGAAGAGCCCACACUGUAAAAUACAGAAGAUUGACCUUUCACUGAGUAAAAUUCCAGAAGAGUGGAAGAAAAAACUGAAUUCACUGUACAGAAGGCCGCAGAAUGUGAGACCAGGAUUUAUAAUCGAUAUAUGAGAAGACUAACCAUUCCCAGGUGUCAAAUAGAGAGGCGGCGAUAGUAUGGGCUUGGAAAUAGCUGUCAUCAAAUCUGAGAUUGAAGAUAAUAUCAUAUGCAUUUUUCCUGUGCCUGCAGUUAUAUUCAAUGUAUGGAACAUCAUAUAUCAUAUAACUUUUAAUGUAGAUUUGAAAUGCUUAGCCCACCGAAUCUGCUCAAUGUCCCGCCUAAUGAAUACAUUGCAGUUCUUUGUUUACUGUAAUUGAACUUCACAUUCAUUAAAUUAUGGUUGCUU